AUGAGUAUGCCCGAAAGCCCACUGGGCACAGCAGCGACCAGCGCCCCUGGCCCGAGUCCCCUAAGAAUCCUUUAUACCGUCCGUGAUGAAAUAGUCCCUGCUCCAAUGUGUCCGCCUGAAGAGCUCUCAUCGCUGUCCCCCGACCGCCUUUCGUUCCCGAUAUGCCUGGUAUCAGAGGACAAGGUGGACGAGCUCCUGCUCAGAGACGACGGCGAGGCAGGGACGGAAGAAUUCGGUGUGGUGCCUUGUGAUGAUCCAACACAACCCUUGAACGCCGCCGCCGCAGCGGCUGGAUGGCAAUGA
This is a messenger RNA of Aspergillus welwitschiae, 303 nucleotides long. RefSeq lists its product as uncharacterized. The record is from RefSeq and is a predicted model, not a curated record. NCBI's taxonomy places the organism in Eukaryota, Fungi, Ascomycota, Eurotiomycetes, Eurotiales, Aspergillaceae. Bases 1 to 303 code for a protein of 100 amino acids. The transcript has a single exon.